Messenger RNA from Hordeum vulgare subsp. vulgare (domesticated barley), 1401 nucleotides. Its product is annotated as probable F-box protein At2g36090. The transcript has a single exon. Gene Ontology annotation, molecular function: protein binding. Lineage: Eukaryota; Viridiplantae; Streptophyta; Magnoliopsida; Poales; Poaceae. Bases 245 to 1228 code for a protein of 327 amino acids. The record is from RefSeq and is a predicted model, not a curated record.
UUUUAUUAUUAUUCGGGGCUUUGCUUUUGGGCAACGCAAGCAAGUUCAGAGUUGAUCAGUUGAACAAAAGGAACCUCUCGCUUUCAGACCGUGAUCACUCACCUUACUUACUCGCUAUAUAUAUAUAUACUACACACACAGAAAGGUAUAAACAUAUACGUACUUGACACGAGUGCAUAACUAAUUCACGGGUAGCGACGAGACGAAAGGAAUUGCACCGGUGCGAGCUUCGUGUGUGUCCACCAUGACGGCGAGUACUCAGCUUGAGGAGAGCAUGAUGAGCUACGAUUCUCCGGCGUGCGGCGGCGUGGCAGAGUCGGUCAUCGAGGACCUCCCCGCGGACGUGCUGUCCCUCGUGCUCCGCCGGCUCGACGGCGCGUCGCUGGCGGCGCUUGGCUGCGCGAGCUCCAGCUUCCACGACCUCGCCACCGACCCCGAGACAUGGCGCGGACUCUGCCUCGCCCUCUGGCCGUCGGUAGCCGGCCUCCUCGACAAUUCCUGCUGCCGCGGCACCGGCGACGGCUUCCACCGGGCGCUCUUCGCCGACGCGUUCCCGUUCCCAGCGACGACGGCGGCGGCCACGGCCACGGUCGCGCCCGCCCUGCCCAGCCGGCUCGUCUCCGCGGUGGACCUGCACCACAAGGGGGUCUGCAUCAUGUCGCGCGUGGUGGAGACCGACGCCUCGUCGGCGUGGUUCCUGGGCUCGCCGUUCCGCGUCGACGCGCUCCUGCAGGAGGGCUUCUCGGCAGCGUCCCCGAUCGCGCCGGCGGAGCUCACGCUGAGCUGGCUGCUGAUCGACCCGACGUCAGGCCGGGCGGUCAACGCCUCCAGCCGGCGCCCGGUGUCCGUUGACCGGAGCUGGCUCACGGGGGAGACGGUGGCGCGGUUCACCGUGGUGCUCGGCGGCGUCGCCCUGGACGCGGCCGUCACGUGCGACGACCGGUUUGGGCACGUCCGGGAGGUCAGCCUGUGCGUGGAGGACGGCGACGGCGGCGGCGUCAGCGGGCGAGACGGGCUGGCCGCCGUCGCCUCGGCCAUGGCCGCCCCGAGGCAGGGCCGGGGCGCGGAGGCGGAGGCACGGGCGGCGCGGCAGUACGGGGAGUUCGUGAAGGGGAAGAGCGCGCGGAAGGAGUGGAAGGCGAGGCGGGAGGGGCUCGUCGACCUCUGUUGCUCCGGCGUCGGAGCGGCGGCGUUCGUCGGGUUCCUGGUGAUGCUCACGUGCCGCUGAGCGCGCGCGCAUCGACUAGUAGAAGGUUUGCUCACACGUGCGACGAAUGUGAAUACGUGUUCGUCCAGUAGGUUACAGAGAGUCGCCGCAACAAUGUAAAUGUACUGUGGCUCAGAGCCAAGAUUUAUCUUCUUUCACAAUAGCUAAAGGUCAGUCGACCUGAAUUUUGAUUU